AUUUCUGUGGAGACCAAACAGUUUACCAGCAGUGUGCAGCAUAUUUAGUAUAAAAAGCAUUUCGUCGCCAAAACUGAAUAAACAGAGACUGUAGGCAUUCUAGAUUCACGUUUACGCUGCGAUCAAUCGAUUUUGUUUCGGAUUUUACUGUACUAGAAGAAGAGCUAGGGUUGUUUAAUUUCUUUGUCUUUGACAUUGUAAGAGAAACUGUAGACCCAACAUGAAGAUUUUCAGCGUGUUAUUUGUAUUAGUUGGAUUAAUGGACGCUUGUUUUGGUCGUUCUAUGAAGCCUGCGACGAUAAAGAAGAGAUAUCGUGAGGCCAAAUACGGUAAGAAAAGUUCGCGUGGCUGCCACGCGACCGCCUUGACUGACGGUUCGUCUUUUUCAGUCGCGUUCAUAACAUUCAUCAUGAGAUUUAGAUGAAGCGAGCAUUAUAUAGACUAUAUAAUAGUUGAAACUCUUAGGCCGGUUUUGUACGUUGGAUUUAAUUCUUCUGAAUCUUCAACGGAAUUUUGUUGAAGUGAAUUUCUGAAUACCCGUAGUUAGGUUGACGGAUGUGUAGGAUCAAUUCAGGAUACUGUAUCCUUGGUUUAUUAUCCAGGACAGCUUAAUUCCGCCAUGAAACGAGACUUUCCCAGUACGAGGACAAAAUUAAACGGAUUUUUUAAAGAGCGAGACAGAUGAACCGUUAUAGGAGGUCGAAAUUUCAAUUCAUCUGAAGAGAAUAAAACCUGGUUUCCAUAUGGUCGUAAUUAUAAUGGUCGUAACACGAUCGGCGAUCUUUCUCAACGGCCAGUUUAUAAUAGUUUAUACCCGUAAACCGCAUAUAAAUCAUAUAAGUAUUCUCUAGUAUAGUCAUUCCGCGCGUAGUUCAGUUCUAAAAUGUUGUAUUUUGGCUGAUGAGAAAGAUCGUGACUCAAUCUUUACGACCGUUACGACCAUAUGGAAACCGGCAGGCUUAAACAAUUAAACCAAGUCAUGAAAAACCAAAGACUUGUUUGCCUAUAGAGAAAGUGGGUUUUGUUUAGUCAAACGUCAGAUUUAGGCUUUGUUUACACUAUACGUCUAUACCGGAUAGAGUUUCCGUAGCGGCGCAAAAGAGCAACUACGAGGAGCAACUACAAGGACCUUGUGCUGCAUUUUUCGCAGUCGUUCCUGGUUAGGUCUUAAAAUGUAUAUAUUCUCACUUGGAUUACAAACCCUAACAUUCUAACAACUACCCAAUAUACGGAAUGUACAACUUUCAGAAGCUGAGCGAAACAACAUCUCUACGUUGCAAUAAUUCAUCUGAAAAUACCGUUCCUAAAAGGUACACGGAUAUGUGUUCUUUAAUGUCGCUACGGAAACUGCUAUCCUGUACAAGUGUAUAAAACGUUGCCUAAACCGGCUGUUUUAGUGAUUAAUUUAAGAACUAUAUUAUUGUAUAAUAUAUUGUAUCACCUUUUGCCUAUUAGCUUUCAAGCUUCGCGUGGUUUCCAAAGCGACUGAAGAAUGCUUCCGGGGUUCUUUCGUCACCACAACGGCAUCAACGACAAUGCCAUAUACAACGUCGACAAUUGUGUCCACAACCGACACAACUCGUGGAGUGCCGACGAUUCAAGUUUCUCGUUCCACCAUCGCGCAAGCAGAAACGACAAACCGCACAACAAGAAGAAUAAACCCGACAGAAAUAACAGGCGAGACAGACAUUUUAAAGGCGACGACAGUAUCUUCAACCGCGCAGGCAAAGUCAACGAACCAUCCAGCCACUCAAACAGGCCAGAAACUUAAUACCAUGUCAAGCACGGCCAACCCGAGCAAGCCAGCGAGUCCAACAGUACUUGAAAGCAAUCGUCUCGGCCCAGAAACACCGGAUAACAAUAAUCCGGCGAAUACAAGCGAAAGUAUGGAACCGUCGCGAAGAAAGCGCAGUUGUGAGAUGAUGAUUCAUCAUCAAUAUAUACUUAUCGGAAGAAAGCACAUAUAUAAAGGAUGCGACGAGAUUAACCAAAUGAAACGAGUGAAAGGAAUGGACAAGAAAUAUUUGAAAUCAACUAUCAGAUUACGUAUGUAG
Paramuricea clavata is the source of this 2054-nucleotide messenger RNA. Lineage: Eukaryota; Metazoa; Cnidaria; Anthozoa; Malacalcyonacea; Plexauridae. The record is from the annotation of a GenBank genome assembly.